AUGGCAUUUAUGCCUAAGGUAGUUGCUGCGGUGGACUUCGGAGGGACUUGUAUAGGUUAUUGCUAUACGUUUUUACGGGAAAACGCGAAAGGGUUGCACUUCCCCGAAUGGGGGCCACACUGUUCCAGUAAAACAAAAUCCUGUGUUCUCUUAAGCCCCGACAGACAGCUCCAUUCCCUUGGUAACGAAGCGGAUCGAAAAUUCUUGGAAUUACUGAAAUCUGGUGAAUCACCAGCCUGGUUUUACUGCGAAAACAUCAGAAAUAUUCUCACAGAAACUAAGGAUUAUGUGACAUGUAGGAACAGGCAAUCCCUAGACGUGACAGAGAUACUGUCUGGUGUUCUUCAGUUCUUCUUUAAUCACCUAUUCAAGAGAUGUGAAGAGGCGGAGGAAACUGUUUUACCAGCCGAUGUUCGCUGGGUUUUCAAUCUCCCAAUCAGAGCCAGAAGGGAUAUUAUGAUAGUUCUCAAAUCUGCUGCAAGCAAGGCCAACAUCGACACUGAAACAAUCUACUUUAUUUCGGAAACAGAGGCAAUAGUGGUAGCAGCUAAAAUACUUCAUCAAGACAGAGUUAUACCAGAGACUGAUAAUCAACUGUGUGUGUGUGAUCUCGGUGGUUCAUCUGUGAGUGUCGCGAAACUUGAUGUGGAAGAGGAGGGAACCAUUAACAUGAAGGAGUACGAAUAUACAGAUAACUUUGGGGGUCAGAGUUUAGAUAAACAUUUUCUAAAAUUUUUGAGAAAUGUUCUUGGUUCGCACGUCAUUCAGGCGUUUGAGGACUAUUUACCGUUACAAAUGCGAGAGUUAAUGAGUUUAUUUGAACUUAGCAAGUCCAAUAUGACACCAGAGUUCACCCGGAAGUUUGUUUUUGGAAUUCCUCCCGUGUUGGUCAAAAGGUUUAAAGUGUUUUUUCCAACAUUUCAAGAGGAAGAGCAGUUUGCUCCAAAUUCAAAAUACGGUGAAAAAAUUAUCAUGUCUCAGAGCAGCCUGACAGCAGAUGAAAAAAUCGUGUGGCCCUUCCUUAAAGAGGCUGUGGAAAAUGUCACAGAAUACCUCCAGCAUGCAUUCGAAAAUCUUCAAAUACCUAAAAGCACGACAGUCCUCGUCACAGGAGGCUUCUCAAAAUACUGGAAGCUGAGUGACCGCAUGAGACGGAAAUUCUCCACGAGGAGCAUGCUAUACAUAGACGCGCCUGCGGAAGCGCCACUUAUAGGAGCAGUUAUGGUUGGCAGAGAGAUAGAGGCUAAUAAAAUCUUUCAAAGCCUACCAUCCGAAAUCCGGCAGAUGUCAGGUGACGAACAAGACGUUUUGAGUACUUCAUUGCAAAGAGGUCGAUUUGCUGUUCGUGACGUCAGUAUUAAUGUCAUAGGUCACGUCGGAUCUGAACCAAAAUUACUAAUAAGAAGCUUUGUCAUGGGCCAGAAAAGAGAAAACAAAAAUGUUAAGGAAGAUUUGUGUAUAUUAAUCGGUAGAAGAAAGCAUUCAGUCAAGAAAAAAAACAGACUAGAUUCUUCCUUUACUACAUUUAUGCUUCCUGUCCCACAGAAUUGGAAAUCUCUCUACAUGGCUGGUAGACCUGUUAUAAACACCCAAUACAGUACAGCAAGUCGUUGGUGCACUAAUGAAUCUUAUCGAGAUAUUCACAAAUCACAUCCACAGGCAAGUCCUAGACAGCAGGAAGUUACUGUUGGUGUAUCUCCCGAGAUUUAUGACCAAGAAGUAACCCCUACCCCCCGUCCGCUGGAUGUAGAAGUAGCCCCUACCCCCCGCCAGCUGGGUGUGCCACAUGAGAAGAAUGUAGAUCAAUUGUAUCCUCUCCGAAUCCGAGAGCUAGGCUCCGAGUAUGAUGUGUUUCAAAGCCGGAAAUCUUUGCUGGACUGGAGACCAGUGUACAUCCUGAUAUAUAGCCUGGCCCUGAAAACUACAGACCUCGUACUGGAAUCGGACAACGGUCCCGACUCACGAAAGAAAACUCUACUAGAUUUCAUCAUAAGAUGGAUAGAGAUGAUUUACAUGUUCACCUCUCGAACAAAACAGGGACAUCCAUAUAUAGUAGUGUUCGGCAAGCACUGUAAUCAACAGAAAGAGACUAUGCAUCAGUCUCGAUCUGACAUUAUGAUUCGGCAGUUAGACAAAUAUUUUUCGGGGACUCCUGUUCGUAACUGGUUGAUCUUAGAUUCUCUCCUUCGGGGGGAUGUUGGGGAUGAGCGGGACACAGGGCUAGAACGUCUUCGACAAACCAUCAUGGACAUCUCAAACAAAUAUCGAACAGCAGAAUUGUUUCCUCGACACUGGAUUACAUUUUAUGACCGAUUAAUGUCAAAGAAAAGGGAAGGUCACAAGGUAAUUUCGUCAAAUCUUCUUCGGAAAUUCAACACGGAACACAGCGAACCCUUAGGAGCUCUUGAACUGGAGGUGUUCCUGAAAUACCACCUGACUGUGGGAAGUCUCCUUGACUUCCCACACAAUGAUCAUCAGGAUUACGUGUUUUUGGAUCCUAGUGUUCUUUCUGAGGAAGUACGUGUGAUUGAAAGUAUAGCACAGAACAACAAACGAUCGAAACCAGCUUCCUUCAAGCAUGUCGUAAUUCCGAACACUGUGUUAGCACAAUACCUUGCUUCAGACAGAGUCAAUGGGAAGGGACAGAUUAUAAUCAGGGUCUUGCUUGAGUUGGGAAUUUUGGCGAAGCCUGUAAUGUACGACUACCAUGGAAAUUUAACCGACCCGGAAUACCUAGUUUUAAUGGAUUCUCUCCAAAAUAUGAACACUUCACCACUUCGAGAAAAGCUUUUUGCCGAGAAGAAAUGCAUAACAAUGAGAUUCCGAAUGAAGGGUUGUCUACCUAUGGCUGUGUUCCAACGCCUCCUAUCGUCAGCAGUCUCACUUUGGUCAGUUGUUCAUUACUCUGCCAAAUAUCUGAUGAUGGCUAACAUUGCAGCUUUCUCAUUAGACCAUUACCAUCGACUCAUUUUGGCUACUCAUGGUAAUACAGUCGACGUCUACAUCUAUCACAAGACUGCCAGCAUAAAUAUAAACCCAAGUGUCACUCAAAAUGUACGGCAUUUUCUAGAACUAAAUCUGAGACGCAUUUUGUGUGUGACUUCUUCAGUAAGACAGAAAACACAAUUUGUUCAAAGCACAGAAGAUGGGAUCGUACAUAUAACUACAAAAAAUAAGGACAAAAAUGAGAUCCAAGUAAAUGAAGGAAUCUAUAUAGCUGAGUUAGCAACAUGUAACAGUUUUACAUCCUGCUUUGCAACAGUUGAUGAACUACAGGACAAAGAGGAGUGGAAAUGUGAAAGACAUGCUGUUGGUGGAGAAUCACGUGACCUUCUUGGAGUCUGGUAUUCCACCGAGGAGGCUUUCCAGGACCCUGUACAUUCCUGUAUAUGUGAGACCGACUGUAAAGGGCUGAAGGAGUAUCUGUUGUCAAAAACCCCAUCAGAACAACUUAUAGGACGACUGGCGAGGCGACUCGAUCCAAAGGGUAUUCUUUCCAUCUCACAAAGACUAGGUUUGAGCCAAGUAGAGGUACGGCGUGUCCGAGACCGGACUGUUGGAGCGUCGUUGUGGCGAAGGUCAUUUAACACUCUCAGGGCCGCAAUACUAGACCAGUCGUUGACCCUUGGUCAGCUACAGGCGGCAAUUAUCGCGGAAGGAGUUGGGGAACACAUACUUUGUCAGGGAUUACGGGUUAAUCACAACACUGGCUAUGUCCCAGAGGAAUACCUAGAUCGAAGUGUGAGCAGACGAGAGCUGGCAGCCAUUGGAUUAAAUAUCAACAGGGACAUUUUUCCACUGGCUGUCGAACUUGAUAUUUCUUCACAAGACAUCAUGUCUAUUCUGCAGAGACCAAUAGAACGUGACCCUACGUUAAAUAUCCGAGACAUCUUGUUAGAAUGGUAUUUGUAUUCAGAGUUCAAACCUACAUUCAGGGUCCUUGUUACCGCAUUUAUUGAGGUCGGAUUAGAUCUGGAGUAUAUAACAAAUGCAUUUGAUCAAAACACAUAUAACGAUCUAUUUUAAGAAUUUUGAAUUUCAAGUAAAAUAUUACAUACGUUUCAGGAUUUG
Saccostrea echinata is the source of this 4071-nucleotide messenger RNA. RefSeq lists its product as uncharacterized. The record is from RefSeq and is a predicted model, not a curated record. Lineage: Eukaryota; Metazoa; Mollusca; Bivalvia; Ostreida; Ostreidae. The coding region runs from base 1 to 4026 and encodes 1341 amino acids. The transcript has 20 exons.